GUUGCGGGAUCUGAUUCGGUGUGACACAGGCGAACAUGCUGGUCCACAAGCAUUGGCGUCAACACUGAUCGGCCUAUACUUCUCGGCUUCCUGGUGUCCGCCUUGCCAUUACUUCGCGCCAAUAUUGGCGCAGGCUUACAAGCAAAUUCGUGACACCCAUGGUGCAAGCUCUUUUGAAGUUGUUCUGAUUCCGCUGGAUACCGACGAGAACAUGUGGCAACUCCACAUGGCCAAAAUGCCAUGGAUGUCUCUCCCGUUGAAAAACAGAGAAGCCAUUGUCAAGCUGUUCACGGCUUUUUGUGUGACAGAGGCUCCGCGGCUGGUGAUUCUUGACUCAACAGGCACCGUGCGGCUGGCAGGUUUGACCAUGUGCACAGCGGCGCAGAGCGGCCCAGGAGGCUACAGCGCGUGGUCGAACUGGACAGGAGUUCUGGGUCUGUCUGAAGGGCAGACAGGGACUAUUCAACGUGCUGGCAACAAGUUUCUGCAGGCAGUCGAUGUGGCCAAGAAUCAUGCUGAGAAAGGAUUCCGAGAAGGAGUUUCUCAGGUCCGUGCAGCGGUGGACCGACAGAUGCAAAGCACGGCAAGCUCCUCGCAGCCCACACACGGACGAUUCCAAAAGCAACCUUCGAGACAUGAUUUGCCGAGCAGUGCAGUCAGUGUUCGAGUUUGUACCUGGAACCUUCACGGUUGUGCCGUUGAUCCGGAAGAUGACAUUCGACCCUGGCUUUUCUCGGGCGGGAAGCAAGCUGACAUCUACAUCGUUGGUAUUCAGGAGCUCGUGGAACUUGGGCCAAUGUCUGUUCUCAUGAACACCGACGGCCAUGAAGAGAGGCAAUCUGAGCUGGAGCACAGGAUAGAGGCCGCCCUGGCUGGAACCGGACUUCAUUACCUGAAGGUCUGCAGCUUCGGCAUGGUGGGCUUGUCCCUUUUGGCUUAUGCUCUGGACAGUCUGCAGGACCACGUUGCCGCAAUCGAUUGCGAUCGCGUGAAGACCGGCAUUGAAGGGUUGAGUGGAAACAAGGGUGGCCUGUGUGUCAGAUUCAUGUUGGGAUCAAUGUCUCUUUGUUUCGCCAACGUUCAUCUGCCAUCGGGGACUGGCAAAGCUGACGAGCGGAACGAUCAUCUCAACGAGGUGCUGUCCUAUGCAUUUCAGGGGACGUCCCGAAACGGUUCCACGAGACCGGCAAAGAAUGGCUUUCACCGAGCUUCUCUUUACACGGCUCUGGAGCACGAUUUGACGGUCGUUUUCGGUGACCUGAACUCCCGGCUCGCGGACCUGCCAGACGAUGGAUUCCCUAAAGGACCACCCGAAGCAUGGCUGUUGUACGAUGAGCUGCUGACUGGCAGAAUCAGGUGUGCCAGGUCCCUGGGCUUCCGCGAGGCAGAAGUGACCUUUCCGCCCACUUACAAGUAUGUGGUUGGAGGAGGUGAUUUGAGCCCUGCUCGUACACCAGCAUGGUGUGAUCGUGUGAUCUAUCGAUUCGAGCCCUCGGCCGCUGACGUCGCAAAGAGGGUCUUGAACCCGAGCAUCGUGCAGCAUGAGGUGGAAGUCGUGGAGUACGACUCUUACGGCGAUCUCAGAAGGACGAGCGAUCACCGUCCCAUCGCCGCCACCAUCCGGAUAAGCAUUCCCGAUGAAGAGUUGAGGGCGUGA
This is a messenger RNA of Symbiodinium sp. CCMP2456, 1657 nucleotides long. NCBI's taxonomy places the organism in Eukaryota, Dinophyceae, Suessiales, Symbiodiniaceae. The record is from the annotation of a GenBank genome assembly.